Molecule: messenger RNA, 30550 nt
Organism: Podarcis lilfordi (Lilford's wall lizard)
Lineage: Eukaryota; Metazoa; Chordata; Lepidosauria; Squamata; Lacertidae
Source: the annotation of a GenBank genome assembly
CCUGGGCCUGAGUGAAAGGCAGCGAGCGGCAGUGGCCGCAGCGCGGAUACGCACAUUUACAGUCUCCUCUCUCUCUGGCACCGUCCACUCGGUCUCGGGGCCGAGAAGAGGCGCGCGCGUGCGCGCACAUCCCCCAACACACAGACACGCGCGACCGAGCGUGGAGAAGGGGGAGGAAGAGGAGGCGGAGGCGGGUGGGGGAGGAGGAGGAGGAGGAAGAAGAGGCGCUCCCGGUGCCGAGGGAGAGCGCUGGGCGGCCGGGCUGGUUCCGCCGAGGCGGCCGCGGGCUGUUGGCGAGGCGGGGACGCCCCCUCCCCCCGCCUCCUGCUCUCCCCCCCUUCCCGGUACUGACCCUCACACCGGAGCCAAUAUUCCCGAAAUUAAGAGAUACGCUGCGGCGGCGGCGGCGGCUGGAGCUGCGGGGCCCGGGGCGGCCGGGACCGGAGGGGACCGCAGCGAGGCCGCCGCCGUCGCCGCCAUGGAGGCGCUGGGACCAGGUGAGAGGGGGGUGAGGCCUUCAUGUAUAUGCAUGCAAAGGGUGUGCGAGGUGUGUAUGCAUGCGAGUGUGGUGGGAGGGGCCCAGCGGUGGUCUUGAGGCCGUGGGUGACGACGUGGGUCACAGUUGGGAUGUGAUGGAGGGAAGAAGAAGGAGCCCUUGCCCUUGCAUGCCUUGCUUGGGAGUGACAUUGGGAGCAGGGGUUGCUCCACCUGCAGAGGUGGGGCUGGGAGUGUUGUUGUUGGUUUUUCUUGAAGGGUGGGGCUGGGCCAUGGGGCUUAAAUGGAUGUAUCUUCCAGCAGAAGCCUUGGGAGAAAGGAAAGGCUUGCUAAACCAUUUGUUUAUUUAGGUGAAAGGGGACGGUGUCCGCAGACAAACCAUUCAUUUAAAGCACACACACCCCUUCCACAUUACGGGAAUUGUAGUUUGGCUACCAUAGAACUAUAACUCCUAGCACCCUUAAGUGUAAGCCCCCAGGAUUCUCUUGGGGAUGUGUGUGCUUUAUAUGUGGCCUAAAAGGCUGAUAGUGGUGACCCUGUUGCUUUUGUUCCUUGAGGGCUAUUUAUACCCACAUAGCAUGUAAUGUUUUUAGGUAGAUGCUUAAAAAAAAGAGGUGGUGGUAGCUUGGUGGUAGCUUGGGUGUAUAUCUGGAAACUACUGUGUGCAGUAAUGAGCCUUGCACCUCAGUGUGAACUCAGCCCUGCAGGGAAAUUGGCUCUGACCAGUCUUGCUUUAAAAAUGGGUAAGCCUGUAGCAUAGUAGUACCCUCUUCAGGCUAGCUAUUAAAGUUCUGGGCCCUAAUUUAUCUGGUUUGAGGUGUGCAUUUUAGUGUUCAUUCUCCCUUGCCAAGGGCUCUGGGUGGGUAAUAAUUUAAGUGGAAUGGAGCAGUUACUUUUGGAUGUCAACCCGAACUGGAAAGUCUUCGCACCAGUUGCAGAAGAUACUGGUUGAUGAUUAGAUGUAGGGCCUGAAUGGCCCAGUUAUGUUCUUGGGAUCUUAACCCCAGGACUGUGAUAAGAGUUGAGGUAUGUAUCAGUAGUACUGGUGAGGAACUUCACUCUUGAGCUGAUGGAGCUCCUGAUAUAUAAGAGAUGUUGCCCAAUUGGGCAACAGAAAUAAGCGCUAGAAAGAUAGCUAAUGUUCUUUGAUUGAAGAGGGUCCAGCUACAGCAUAGUAGUAUAAUGAAUUGAAAUGAGAUGUGAUAACAUUAAGGUCUGGUUCAUUUGGCCGGAUGGAACUUGGAAGCAUUGUGUUCAUGAAGGAAACAGGUUAGCAAUUGGUUGUGUUUUUUGGGGUGAUGUAGGGAUUUCUGCCUCCUGUUAGGCCUUUUGUCUCAUGAAAUAGUUCAAGUGAUGUUCUUUCUUUUAAAGUAGAUUCUUAAGGCUUAUUUUUUCCCCAGCCAAUCUUUGUCUAACUGUGUUUGGUCUCCUUUUUUAAAUUUGCGUUAUCUAGUUGUCUGAACCAUAAACCCAUUGAGUGGGACCUGUCCUUUAUGUGUAUUUUGUACACCACUUUGAUUUUGUGGCGUUUGAUUGUUUUACUUAUCAUUAAUCAUCCUUGCUUCAGCUUCUGUAACCUGGAGUUCUGUUGUGGGUAAUUGUUGUUGCGUCCUUCAUCUGAAGUCUCUCAUCUGCACCCCCACUCUGUUCUGGUAGAUGCAAAACUGUACCAGUGUUCUCUUUUAUGUAUCUCAAAUGUUGAGGGCUUAAAGCUGUUACUUAGAUGAGUCACUUUUGUAGUGCAUUUUAUAUUUUUAUCCUACCUUUUGACUCAUUAGGAGCCCCCAGAGCAGCUAACUAUCCAAUAGUGUACAGAAAUAUAAUUGGAUGUCGUGCUUUAGAUCUAUCCUGUGAGACUGUUGCCAUCUUCAGUCUUCCCCAUAUUCUCCAUUUGCAGCCUGCAGCUUCCUUGAGAGUCUUGUGUUGGGUACUCAGUGAAUUCCCACCUGUAAGUGGUAUGAGUUGCUGUUGCUUAGCAUCAUCAUUAGACUUCAUUGGGUGAGCUUUUGGGGUGGUGUGUAUGUUUAGCCUAGGGUAUCAAAGGUGGGUCACUGCUGACCAUCCAACUAUUCAAAUAGAGUGGUUUAUCUGGCAGUUUGCCUUUUCAAGCCUUUUUUGUCUUGGCUAGUAAAAGUCAUAUUAUGGGAUGACUAAAUUAGUUCUGUGAAAUUUAUUUGUAGUUCAAGGGAGGGAGGGUGUGAUGAUGUCAUCUCUCAGAGGUGCUUGCAAGACCGUCUACUGAGGGAAUCUUGGAUCCCCUUGUCUUGAGAAAUCAGAUUUAUCUUGUGUUGAGAAAUUAUUCCUAUUUUGGCAAGGUGGUUGGGUGGGCAAUUGCUUAUUGGAUACAUGUCAUUACAUAUAAAUUCUUUUAAAUUUGGGGUUCCGGAUGGAGUUUAGGAUGGGAAAUUCUUUGGUUACCCCAAUGGAUGUUCUGUAUUGCUGCGAAGCAUGCGAAGCAUGACUUUGUUGAUCUUCCUUUCUUGACAGUUUUCAGUACUACCAGUUUAUUUUAUUUUAUUUAUAUUUUAAUUUAUAUACCGCCUUAUACCCGGAGUUCUCAGGGAGGUUUACAGAAUAAAAUCAAAAUAUAAAACCACAAAAUACAGAAUCAAAAUAAAAACAGCAACAACCCAGUAACCCCCUACAAAAAAAUUGUGCCAUCCUUUUGGACAAUCUGUGUAGAUUCCAGGGAAGAGUAUUGUGCUGCAGUGGUUCUGCUCCAGUCUUGUGGGAUGGUUCCAGAAGUUGGUGCUGUAACUGCUGCUCUGCCUUGUGGAAGUUAACCUUGCAUGGUUCUGCAUUCUGCAGGGUUCUACCUAUAUGACGGUGCUGGGCGAGGUCAUUUGGAGAUUUGGGGCACAGUGUCAUUAUGUUUUUAUUUCUCUUUUUCAUUUGUAUCAGAUGCGGUGUAUGAAUGGCUAAAAUCAAGUAAUGAACUGGAUAUGAAUUAAUAUGUUCAAUCCUGACAAGACAGAUGCAGAUGGUGGGUGAUUUUAUUAGAAAGGAUCUAAAGGACGUUCCUCCUCUUGUUGGGUUCAUACUCCCCAUUAAGUAGAUAGCUGUUUGGGAGUUACCUGAGGCCUGGCACUGCUUUUGGAUGUUUGUGUAGCAGCUUGUGUUCUGUAAGCUUUCACUUAUAUGUCCACUGUGCCCUUUUCUGAAGACUCAGGGACUUGGCCAUAGUCAUGCAUGCUCUGCAACCUUUUAAAUUAACUGUUAUAAUGGGCUUCACAUGUACCUUUCCUUAUGGACAGUCUGGACCAGCUGAAGGUUUGAAGUCCAAUAGUGUAUCUUCUGAAAAUGUGUGCUGGUCAUCCUCUGUGAGCCCUACAGGAUGCCUCUUGGUUAUUGAGCUGAACUCCAGAUACUGAUUUUGACUUACACAGCCUAGGUCUACUCUGUGAUACAUUAAAGAUCACUUUCUCCCAUAUAGACUCCUCCCUACAUAAACUGUGAGUCACCAUAAACAAGAGAGUGCUUUCAGUGCUGCAAUAAUAAAGUAUUUUCAGCAGUGGUGCCUGGAUUGUGGCCCUCCACGUGCAUUGGAGUUGGGCCUUUUGUGUAUCCAAGUGACAUGUUUUCCACCUGUGCUUUGUGAAAGGUUGAAUUCUGAUGUUACCGUUGUUCCAUGUUGCUCUAAACUCAUUUCAAAAGGAAAUGUUUUUUUAAUUGACUAGAUUUUUAAAAUGUGUGAUGUCCAUGUCCCUUUGCUUUUGCAGCUACGUUGCAAUACAUUUACUUAUAAAAACAGAACUCUAUUUUUUUCUUUGCAGUGGACAAUUUUGCUAAGACUGUACAUUUGGCAACUUUUUGCCUUUUGACAAGUGAGUAAGUGAAACAAUGGGAUUAUUUUUUCCCUUAAGAGUGUCCUUAAUAAUUCCUUGAUAAGGGAUCCAGUGUUGGUUGAGGUUUAGGUUGUUAGCUGAUAGCCCCGGAAGUUGCCAGUUUUUUAUUGCAAAAUGUGACCAAGCGUUGGUUUAAGCAACCUUAAUGGAGCUGGUAAAUUCACAUGCAGAGACUGCACCACUUCUCUGUUCACUUGUUAUUUCACUUCCUUUGUCACUUUCAGGAAAGAGGAACACAAGUAAGUUACUGAACUUCACAGGGAGGUUCCUCUCCAAAGAACUUAGAGCGUUGGUGUCCUUGUGAGGAGUCUGUGAGGCAGGCAAAGUUCACAUUUGGGGGAUUCCUUGUGGAAUGAGUAUGGCUUAGAGCAGGGGUCAGCAACCUUUUUCAGCCAUGGGCUGGUCCACCGUCCCUCAGACCAUGUGGAGGGCCAGACUAUAUUUUUUUGGGGGGAAAUGAACAAAUUCCUAUGCCCCAGAAAUAACCCAGAGAUGCAUUUUAAAUAAAAGGACACAUUCUACUCAUGUAAAAACAUGCUGAUUCCCAGAUAGUCCGUAGGCCAGCUUGAGAAGGUGAUUGGGCCGCAUCCAGCCCACAGGCCUUAGGUUGCCUACCCCUGGCUUAGAGAGAGUGAUGACUUGUCCAAGGCUACCUGAGCAAGGUUUCGAACCUGAGUUUCCCACAUGCAAAUCCUCUAGCAUGCCACAGUGGCUAAAUAUGUAGAAAGGCUGAUUCACAAAAAGUCUCUUAAAUGGUAACUCUUUCUAACAAAUACUGCAUUGUACUCAUAUUGCAUUAUGCACCCAAGUGGAUUCACUUUUGAGUUAUGCUCAUUAUGAAAAUUUAGAUGACCCCUUCACAUACAGCACACAGUUAAACUAUGGAAUUUGCUUCCAUGUGAUGUAGGUAUGGCCACCAACUUGGAUGUUUUUAAAAGAGAGACAAAUCCAUAGCAGAUUAGGCUAUCAGUGAAUGGUAGUCAUGAUGCUUGUGUCCUGUCUCCUGUGUUAGUGUCCCUCUGCAUAAGAGUUGCUGGAAAUCCCUGCUUGCAGGUUUCCUGUAGGCAUCUGGUUUGCCAUUGAGAACAUGAUGCUGGACUAGAUUGGCCUUUAGUUUGAUCCAGCAGAACUCCUCUUAGUUACCGGUAUAUGAAAUGGCUUGUGCAUUGUGAAGCGAUUAUGCUUACUUGUGUGAAGAAUGGUGGCACCCUGCUUCAGUGGCAACCUAGAUGUGAUCUUUCCUUUUCUCUCUCUCCUUGCCAGCAGUGACUUAUUUAUUGCCUAGAGCAAGGAAUGUGGGAUUCCCACUACUUACAGUGAUGUACUCAGGAGCUGAAUUCCAGUUGAAUUCUGAGUCUCCUUGAUAAAGUUUUAGUCAUAGAUUAGUUUAACCUUUUCAUUACUACAGCUCAUAAUAAAGAAAUUCUUGGCUUGGUACUAUUUAAAGAAAUGCUGUUGUGAAGGCUUCAUGGCUAUGAUGAUUCACCUUCUUAAUCAAAUUCACCUCAGGAAGAAUUGUGAAAACAGUUGCUUUCUUUAACAGUAUUUUAUCUGUUUGUUUGAUAUUUAUUAAAUUUCUAUGCCAUCCAAGAAGCUACAUAAUUCAGAGCAAGGUUCAAAAUUAGCAGGGUGCCAGGUGCAUUUUGCACCUAAAGAUUCUCCAUUUGUGAGCACCUCCCAAAGUCAGGGUGCCAUUUUUUGCACCUGUCUUACACUCAAGGAUUACAGAAAUGCAUGUGCUUUGAAGCCUUGAAGUAUAUGUUAAGGGUAGACAAUAUGUUAAGGAGUUUAACAAUACUGUGAAAAGUAGAGUGUUUUGAAGACAAGUAUGGUACCAAUAUUUUUAUUGUAAGCACUAAAUUAAACAUGUAUUAACAAUUUCUGCUAAAAUGUAAUAUUAACCAUGUGUCACUUAAGUGAAUUGUGUAUUAGCUAUUAGCUCAUGCUCAUAAAAAUAAUAAAUAAAGUGUUGCCAACUUCUCCCCUGUAGCAACUAGACAUUCUGUUUUGGUGGCUGCAACCCAGGUCCCAGAAGCCAUUUGACUCCUAGCUUUUCCAUCCCAGUUUCUAACACUGAUUCAGAGUGCUGGUGAUCACUUGUAAAGCCCUAAACUUCAUGGGAUCUGGUUACUGAAGGACCACAUUCUGUCACACAAACUGGUCAAGGCCCAUAAGAAGUUAGGCAGGUGAUGCUUGGGGAGUGACUGCAGAGGAUGGGAGAGCAAGUAUGGAUUGACUGAAAUGCCUGAAGGAGAGCUAAAAAAAAUACUAAUCUGUUGACCAUACAGCCUACAGUGGGGGAAAAUAACACCCAGUGCUGUGCUGUGCUGCGCGGCAAUGAUUCAUGGUAAUCAGCUGAGUUUUGCUUACAAAUAUAAGUGGAGGUAUAUUUCUAGUUACUAGUUCUGGAGCUCCUGUUUGUCCCAGUCUGUUUAAUUUUUCUGUUACCCAAAAAAGUUAAAGGAGGAUCAGUUCUGGUAGUAAUUGGACUUGUUAUUUAUUCUACAUGCCCUAGAGAGUGGUGCUGAAUUGCCCUUCCAAGUCAUGGUCUAUCUCUCAACCUCUGCUUUCUAUCUGUAAUGUUUGAGUAACAAUGGCCUUUCAGGAGUUUUGUGAGAGAUACAAAGAGUAAAAAAUACUUAAACAGAAGUGCUGUAUAAAUACAAACUAUUAUUUCAGAAACUGAGGGAGCUUUUGACAGUAAUUCUAUCUCAGCAGCUCAAAUGCUGAACCUACAAAAAUUGUCAGCCCUGAAGGACACCAACAUAUUUUCUAUGUACCGGUAAUUCUUUGAGCAGAUCACUGAUCUAUAAAAGCUAUGCUACUUCAAACCAAAUAGCACAUCUCCUGAGUAUACAAAUAAAGUAAACUUUGAUUGUCCUUGAUUCAUGAUAGUCAAGAGAUCUAAUUUUUUGAAAGCAAAAAGGUUUAGCAUUAUGGAAUCUUAUGCUGACCGAUGAGGGUUUGUAAUGUAACUAGUUCUGUGAGGGAUUGAACUUUGAGCACUUUCCAUAGGAGGAAAGGCUAAAUCAUUUGUGUGUGUGUGUUAGCUUCAGGUGGGCGGGGGAAGUGUGUGCAAGGGAAAUGUUAACGUAGUAGAAAAUAUUUCCGAACGUUUUCUGUCACUAGAUUUUAUAUGAAAAAUGUGAUUGCUAAAAAUACAUUGUCCAUAAAACCAAUGUGUAAUGGUAAUGAAUGUAUACAAAACCAGUGACAUUUUCUAUUUCCCCCCAUGGCUAUUCCUAAAGAGACUAAUAAUAUAAAAUGUCCAGCUAUAUAUUAACAGCUUUUAGUACCUUAAUUUCCCCCCUUAGUGUUUAAACCAUGUUAAGGUAAUUAGAAGAAGAAGAAGAGUUUGGAUUUGAUAUCCCGCCUUUCACUCCCUUUAAGGAGUCUCAAAGCGGCUGACAUUCUCCUUUCCCUUCCUCCCCCACAACAAACACUCUGUGAGGUGAGUGGGGCUGAGAGACUUUUAAGAAGUGUGACUAGCCCAAGGUCACCCAGCAGCUGCAUGUGGAGGAGCAGAGACGCGAACCCGGUUCCCCAGAUUACGAGAAUACUGCUCUUAACCACUACACCACACUACAGUGGUACCUUGGGUUACAUACGCUUCAGGUUACAUACGCUUCAGGUUACAGACUCCGCUAACCCAGAAAUAGUACCUCGGGUUAAGAACUUUGCUUCAGGAUGAGAACAGAAAUCUGGCGGGGGCGGCGCAGCAGCAGCAGGAGGCCCCAUUAGAUAAAGUGGUGCUUCAGGUUAAGAACAGUUUCAGGUUAAGAACGGACUUCCAGAACAAAUUAAGUUCUUAACCUGAGGUACCACUGUAUAUGCAAUUUUGAGUUGUAAGUGUCUUAAAGUGUUUACUAGCAGCCCAAUAAAAAUUCCACAUAAAACUUUGGAUUGGUUUGUAUCUCGCACACCACUGCUUAAAUGUAACACACCACUGCAAGUGGUUGUGUUGUUAGUAAAACCCAAAACAGCUUGUGACCCAGGUAACUCGGAGACUGCCUCCUGUCACAUAAGGAUGCCUGUGUAAGAAAAUGCACCAAGAGGCCCUUCUUGGUUUCCCACCACCAUCAGAGCUGUGGCCUCGAGGUGACCAGCAAUAGGGUAUUUCUAGUGGUGGCACAUUAUUCUGCAAUUGUCCCUGGAGUUUGCCUGACAGUGACAAAAUAAAGUACAUCUUUGUACAGCAUGUAAUUAACCUUUAAAAUGCAUUACUUUAUGUGGUGAUGGCUAGUGGCUUUUAAAAAAUAGACAAAAUUGUGGAAGACAGGCCUUGCAAUGGCUAUUGAAUAUCCAGAUUUGGAUACAGUAUUCCUCUGAAUAUUAGAGACAAAUGGAGGGAAGGUUGUUACCUGAUCUUCCCAGAGAUCCCUGACUGAUUACUGUGGGAAAGAAUGUUGGAUCAGCUGGACCUUUUGGUUUGUCUCAGCAGAUUUGUUAGAUUCACAAUUCAAAAUAUUACUAGUUAGCCUGGCCUAUUAGCUAUAAAACAAAAAGAAACAAUGCUUAGGAAUAUAUUGCACAGUCAAAUGUGGAUCACCGGAUACUGAUUUUUUUUUUUUUUUUGAAAAUGUGUUGCUCAACAUAACGAGAUCCAGUUGUCUGAAAACCUCCAUUCCGUCAAAAAUACUUUCCAGUUUCUCCCAUCAUCCCUAGCUAACAGGACCAGUGGUCAGGGAUGAUGGGAAUUGUAGUCCCAAAACAUCUGGAGGGUUGAGUUUGCCUAUGCCUGUGCUAAAGCUCACUACCUCAAUGAGAAUUAGCUUUUCACACUGACACAUAGCCCUUUCAAUGCUUUGAACUUCAGUGGUCUAUCCCUGUGCACUUGGUCAUCUCAUAAGGGAAUUAGUAUUUUCUACUAACACUUGUUGAGUGGCUUUACAUGGCAGGACAGAGUCUGCAAACAACAUUUCCGGGCUGGUUAUCUGAGAGAUGUUGUUUGCAGAUGCCCAACUGUUUUGCCCAAGCCUGCAUGGAGUUUGGCCUCAUCCUCAGUCUGAUGAAGACCAACAUCCUGGGUCAGGACGUCAUCAGCAUUGUUGACCACACACCUGAGGGAGCGUCUCCACCCCCAUUGUUCUGCCCAGACGCCGAGGUCCAGCACUGAGUGCCUUCUGGCAGUUCCCUCACUGCAAGAAGUGGGAACAGGGAACCAGACAGGGGGCCUUCUCGGUAGUGGCACCCGCCCUGUGGAACACCCUCCCAUCAGAUGUGAAGGAAAUAAACAGCUAUCUGACUUUUAGAAGACAUCUGAAGGCAGCCCUGUUCAGGGAACUUUUUAAUGUUUGAAGUUGUAUUCUGUUUUUAGUCCUCUGUUGGAGGCCACCCAGAGUGGCUGGGGAAACACAGCCAGAUGGGCGGGGUAUAAAUAAUAAAAUAUUAUUAUUACUAUUAUUACAUUUAUUUAUUUAUUUAUUAUUGUAUGGGAAUCCCUUUGCAGGCAAUCGCAGUGCCAGGAGACAGACAGACAGGUUGUGUAUCCAUAGCAGUGACUGCUGGGAGGAGCCCAGAGUACACCUUGGUGUACCUGUAGCAGCAAAACCCGGACACUUUCAUCUGCCCCACCUGCAAUAAAUUAUGUCUCUUCUGUCUCUGACUCCACAGCCAUAGCACAUGCUAUACCUCUCCAACAGUUUGACCUCACAUCCGAAUGCACACUUCCAUUGCAAGACAGACUGAUUGCCAACUGUUCAUUGGCCAGGAUCAUUGUCCUAAUACACAACCCAAGAAGUGUGCCUGCUUCACUAUCUUUUACAUGUGCUACAUUAUUUCACUAGCUUUUACAUGUGCUAAAUUACUGGUGCCUGGAAUACACACUGCGCUUCCUUAGAUUCUAACCUCUUGUUGGUUUGACACAAAGCUUUUAACACAAGCUUAAACACUUUAAACCUUAAUUAAAUUCUGGCACUAGCUGAUCUGGAAUUUAGCCUGUCCCCCAGAUUCAUAACAUCAUACUCAGCAUAACUGAGAUGCUAUCAAGGAGAGAGAAGUCAAGGAUGCAAGCUUUGGGCAUACGUCUCCCACAAUGUCUAGUUCUGACUUUUAUUACUAUGUUAGCAGUGCUCCCAGGAAGUCCUACAUAACUUUUGUUUGUCAAUCUCAUCCGAAUCUUUUCAAGGGGAGUGUAAACUUAUUUGAGUGUGAGAAAUCAAAGGACAGAACAACGUACUCCUUUCUGUUAGUAUGAGCUCUGUAGUUCAGUCCAUGUAUUUUUAUUCUGUCCUUCAGCCUGAUUCUUAGGGUGGCUUACAAAAAGAAUAAAACAAAGCAUCAAUAUGAAAAGCAUAAAACCUAAUUGGCCUUAAUUUUCUAGUACCUGUUGGGAUUGCAAUUGGAAUUGCUAAAAUGAUCAAGCUGGCAAUGCUUGCUGGGCAAUCCUUCUAAAUCUCUCAAUUUUUUACAGGGCCACCAGCCAACCUGUUUCAGCCGCCCCGUCGUCCAGGCCUGGGAACAGUAGGGAAACCGAUUCGUCUCUUAGCCAAUCAUUUCCAAGUGCAGAUCCCUAAAAUCGAUGUUUAUCAUUAUGAUGUGGAUAUCAAACCAGAAAAGCGUCCCCGGAGGGUGAACAGGUGAGACCAACUAGAGAAUUCCAAGCCUAUUUUUAACAGUUCUCCAACUGCUGUCAAUUGCAGUUUUAAAUAGGUUCUUUGGGUAAAGAACUUAAAUAUGCUAUGAGCAUUUGAGUACUAAAAUUGGAUGUACUAUGGAACAGCCUUGCGUCCUCAGCAACAGAUUUGGUGACAUUCUGAUACUGUAAAAACCACUUGUCCUUGGACUAAAAUAAUUUUUAUUUAUUUGGGCUCUUCAGACAGCUUGGAUUAUGUUUUGACAAACUGGAUCAAGACUGCUAAAUGCUUGCAUGCCACUAAUUUUUCCUGUUGUCUCUGCUCACUUCUAUUUUGCUUCCAACUCUUUUCAGGGAGGUAGUUGAUACUAUGGUGAGACACUUCAAGAUGCAGAUAUUUGGGGAUCGGCAGCCUGGCUAUGAUGGCAAGAGGAACAUGUACACUGCACAUCCUCUGCCUAUUGGCAGGGAUAGGGUAAGUGGUUUCAUGAAUGGCCUUCAGAAGAUACUAUUCUCAAUCUGAUGCCUAGAUCAGGCACCCCCAGACUUGGCCCUCCAGCUGUUUUGGGACUACAGUUCCCACCAUCCCUGACCACUGGUCCUGUUAGCUAGGGAUGAUGGGAGUUGUAGUCCCAAAACAGCUGGAGGGCCGAGUUUGGGGGUGCCUGGCCUAGAUCCUAAUGGUGUCAUGCUUAACCUGACCUUCAGUAUUGCAGGAAUAUGAGCUAUCGAUAAACUGAUUUAGUUCUAAGUUUUGCAGUAACACCAUGUAAACAGAAUGCUGUGCAGAAGCUUAAAGUGGUAUUUGUUAACACUGGCAAAUUCAGAUGUGAUGCUAAGCCAUGACGUAUAGUUUAACAUUGUGAAUGAGCUUGAGUUCUCCCACUUUGCUCCUUGCUUACUUGAGCAGGGAAUCAGACCAUGGAACUUAGCAUUUUAUGUUCAGACCAGUGCUUAUAAUUUGUUUAUUUCUGAUUAAGCCAUGAUUGGGAAGCUAAGAAGAAACUUGAGCUUCUUGAUAGGGACCAGUUUGGAGAGAGACAAAUCAUGAGUGCUGGUUCAAAAGUUUGCCUGCUCAACUAAGUAAGGAGCAAAAGUGGGAGAGUUUGACCUGCAUCAUAAGCAUGUAGUUCAUGCACAGUAUGAUUAAAUAAACCAACACUAUGGCUUAGCGUUGCAUCAGAAUGUGACCAUUGUAUAAAGGGAGAAUCUUAUAGUAUGUGUGUUCCUUUCUGGAGAGGGCCACUUUUCAUGCCUCACUGUGCUAAAUGAAACAUCUCAAUAUGCUCUGAAAUACUUCUAGGACUUACUGUACUUCCAUGGAGUGGUGAUCUGCAGCUUCAGAAGGAGUAGGGAAGUCUUAAUAAUGAAACUGAUGAUACUUUGGGAUCAAGGUUAUUGUGGCUAGGCUGCAGCCCUUCAGAUGUUGGGACUCUGCGGUCCGGGCUGGUAUGGCCAAUGAUCUGUCCAGGCUAGCAUGGCCAAUGGCAAAUGAAUGAUGAGAGCUGUGGUUCAGCAAUAUCUGGAGGACCAACCCUACUCCUUUUUAAGGGUUUUUACAAAGAGCAGAUUUCAGAUUCUUCUGCUGCAGAAAUACAUGCUAUAACUAAAACGGCCCUAAAUUUAAACUGAUCUUUAUCCAGUUUCAGUGAAGUACAAGCAGUGAAGGGAUUCAGCCUUUUUCAAAGUUGAAAACAUCUGCAUUAGUAUCAGCUAUAUGACUAACUUUCAAAAUUGACUCUUCAGGUGGAUAUGGAGGUCACACUCCCAGGUGAAGGGAAGGACCAAACCUUUAAAGUGUCAGUUCAGUGGGUGUCUGUGGUCAGCCUUCAGAUGCUCCUGGAAGCUCUGGCAGGGCAUCUGAAUGAAGUCCCAGAAGACUCUGUACAGGCACUUGAUGUCAUCACACGGCACCUUCCCUCUAUGAGGUGAGCUCCUAUGAUAUAUUCUCACUCUUCUCACAGCCAAGGCUAGUUAAACUACCUUUUGUGGAUGUACUUUUAACCCCCCCCAACCCCCCAAUGCAGCCCUAUUGAGGAUCGAGCACAGAAUUCUGACUGACUUGGUGGGAGAUGAAAUGGAAUAUCCUGGCUGAGGGCAUGGCUGGCUGGAAUCCUGAACAGGAACAUUCCUCAUUGCAGCAUUUUGUUGCAAGUCCCACUUGGUUAAUGAUUGAUGCAUGUAAUAUGUUGUACAGAAUUUUUUAUCUGCAAGUUUCCUCCAAAGAAAACAAAGCUGAUACACCUGUCUUCUUAGGUACACGCCAGUGGGCCGUUCCUUCUUCUCUCCCCCUGAAGGAUAUUAUCACCCACUGGGAGGUGGUCGCGAGGUUUGGUUUGGCUUCCACCAGUCUGUCAGGCCUGCAAUGUGGAACAUGAUGCUUAACAUCGAUGGUAUGAAAAAAAAUCAUUUGCUUUAAUUGCCUUAAAUCUCUUCCAUAAACCUAUUUCUCAGUACAUUUUGUUGUUGUUCUCUUUUAGUAUCGGCAACUGCUUUCUAUCGUGCCCAGCCUAUUAUUGAAUUCAUGUGCGAGGUCUUGGAUAUUCAGAACAUCAAUGAACAAACAAAACCCCUUACAGACUCCCAGCGUGUUAAGUUUACCAAAGAAAUCAGAGGUGAAUCUUUGGAGUAAAUAAAAUAUUUUCAUGCAUGUUGAAUUGUAAAAAUCAAAGUAACUGAAUCCCAAAGUGUCUUCUGGUAUGCUCCCAUCAUUGGAAAAUAAUACGAAGGCCUAGGACAUCUAUAGCACUUUUCAGUAUGCAGACUGUAGUUCUUCUCAUUUGUGUUGUUGCACUUUCUUCACAAUAGGUUUUAGCUUGAGUAGCUGUUAAAAACAUUUUGAUCUUUUAAUGUGGCCUGAUCUUUGAUAACCAGAUUUAAGCUUUUCAUAGGUGGGAUAUUUCAGCAUAUAAUAUUUUGAUUCCUAUCUGGGACUUUGAAACUGUAAUGCAACCUAGAGAUGGGCAGGCUAAAUAAAGUAGACUUCACAACAGCUUUCUAAUGUAGUCACUUAAUCCAUGUAGAAAGCAGGGAUUUGAAUCUGGAGUUCCACAUAAAACCCCAAAUGCCUUCUCAUUGCUUCUCAUUAACCUUUGCUUAUUGGUGUAUUUGGUGUGUGUUCUGGAUUUGCAGGUUUAAAAGUAGAGGUUACUCACUGUGGUCAGAUGAAGAGAAAAUACAGAGUUUGCAAUGUUACUAGAAGACCAGCCAGCCAUCAAACGUAUGUAUGCUCAUUCUUUGAGUUGUAGCAACUAAAUUCUGCUCAGAGUAGACUCAAUUUAAAACAAUGGAUCCUAGUAAGUCAUAUUCAUUAAAUUUGGUGGAUCUCCUCUUGAGUUGGAUGCAACCCUUUGCUUUUAAGAUAAAUAUUUUUAAAGUGUAAACUAUUAAAAACAUGUGCAUUACAGAACAAGGGACAGCAGACCAUUCACGUUCUAAUAUAUAAACAUUUUUCUUGUGAACACUAAUAACUGUGAAUACUAAUCAAAGCAAUAUUUCCCCUCACAGGUUCCCUCUGCAGUUGGAAAAUGGGCAGGCCAUGGAGUGUACAGUAGCCCAGUAUUUUAAGCAGAAGUACAGUCUACAGCUGAAAUACCCUCAUCUUCCAUGCCUUCAAGUAGGGCAGGAGCAGAAACAUACAUAUUUACCCCUUGAGGUAAAUAAACAUGGCAGUUUACUUCAGUCCCAUUGUAUUCCAAUAUGGUCGCCUACAUGCCGUCUUUCUGAUCUUAGGUAUGUAAUAUAGUAGCAGGCCAACGAUGUAUCAAGAAGCUUACUGACAAUCAGACGUCAACGAUGAUCAAGGCAACGGCACGGUCUGCACCUGACAGGCAGGAAGAAAUUAGUAGACUAGUGAGUAACUCUUAACUUGACUUUACGGGGAUGAAAAGCUUCAAAUAAGUCUGUGGCAAACAUGAUGGUCACAGUGUGCAUAUCACAACAGCAUCUUUUCUCGUUAGUGUUCCAAACCGUUUACUUGGAUCCAGGGUUAAAGACCAUCUUUGGGUACUGGGCUUAGUAGGAUUGUGAGGUUAAGGUAUGCUCGUUUGUUGGCUGUGGCACAGAGUAUGAUGACAACAAAUAACCAUAGCCAGUUAAUUUUUGACAACUUAUGUGUACAUGAAUGGAGCAAAGAAUGACAACAGCCCAGAAAACAGUAUAGAUAAUUAGCUGUGGUUGAGCCACACCUGCACAAGUAAAAGAGCCAUGUAAUUAUGUGUGUUCAAGAGAUGCUCUCUUUUUUCUCCAGGUGAAGAGUAACAGCAUGGUAGGCGGUCCAGAUCCAUAUCUGAAGGAGUUUGGAAUUGUUGUCCAUAAUGAAAUGACAGAGUUGACAGGCAGGGUGUUGCCUGCACCAAUGCUGCAAUAUGGAGGCAGGGUAAGUUUCCACAAAAUCAUACAUUAGGCAAAUCAUGUAUCAUUUAAUCACUAGUUGAAUUUCUAGUCUACUCAGUCCCUUUAGACUUAGGUUUAACAGCAUGAAGGAGAAAUGCCAUAUGCUAUUUAUUUGUUCAGGCUUUGGGAAGAUAGCAUUAAUUCCCCCCCCAGUAACUCCUCCCCAGUAACUACCGUCUUCAGGGUUAUAUAUUAUUAUUAUUAGGUGUCCUAGGCUCUCUUUGGGGUGGAAAGGCGAGUCUUAUAUCUUAAAUAAUAUUUUUAAAUGAGAUAAUGCUAAAAAUAUUCAACAUAAUACCUUCAGUUACCAAAAUGUUUCAUUUGUACAUUAGCUUAAAGCUGUUGUGGAAGAACUGUUUUGUUUUUUAAAUCUUCCUUAGAAUAAGACGGUUGCUACACCAAAUCAGGGUGUCUGGGAUAUGAGGGGAAAGCAAUUCUAUGCUGGCAUCGAAAUCAAAGUCUGGGCUGUUGCCUGCUUUGCCCCUCAGAAACAAUGCCGAGAAGAUUUGUUAAAGUAAGUCAUUUCUAGCUUUGAAUAUACAGUGUGAUUUAUUCUUAUUUCCACUGAUAACUGCUGGUGAUUUAGCUGUCGGUUGUGGGUUCAAUGCCCCUAAUGCAUGCAAGUUUUUUCCUUGCAUCUGCAUGACAUUGUUGACAUCAAAAUGCCAAUCCAUAUGUUUCCCAUAUUUGAUCUGGUUUUACAGUUUCCAUAGAAAAUCCAAUAACUGAUGAGAGGGGAAAUCUUGUUGCCAGUGACUCACUAGCAACCUCUGUCUCAAAGCGUUGCUUGUUGAGCAUAUUGUUUUUAGUAUGCUACGCUUUACAUGAGCUAAUAAAUGAGCUAACAAAACAGAACGAGCGCUUAAGGGCAUACACCUGAGCAGGGCUAGCACAAGACUACAGGGGCCCUUGGCAUGGUCUGGCUGAUGGGACUCAGCCUCUGGACACCUGAUUAAUCCAUCCUUCUGUUUCCAGCAGCAGCAGAGUCACUGCCCCCCUUUCCUGCCUCCACCACCCCACUUAAAAAAAAGUUCUGUGUUGCAGUAGCAAAGGCAGCACAGGUGGCUUCUCUGCCACCUCUGGGCUCUGAGAGUGGGCCAAAGAGGGGUCCUUUGGAGCCAGGUAUUUUUGGGCAAGGUGGCUAAGAUAAUGCUUGCACUGCUGCCAUGAUUUGCUGCAGUGCUUAGGAAGACUUUUGAAACUUUUAAAAAUGGUUUAGAAGGCCUUUCUAGCCACUGUAGCGGCGGGGUGGGCAUUUCCCUGGCUAUCUCACCCAGAACACCUGGCUCUGAAGAGUAAGCCUUUUUGGCUUUUUCAGAGCCCACAGGAAGCAACUGCCAGAGGCAGGCAGUUCGGUGGCCACUGCAAAUUGAAGCUGAGUUUGUCUCCUAAGAGGUGUCUGCACAACUCUGACCUGAUGAUAAAUGAGUGAGUAGCAGAUUGGGCCAGUGAGAGCCACUUUCUUGGCUGGGCCUGUGCACAGUAUUUUUUUAGAUUUCUGAAAGUGUACUAGAAACUAUCUCCCCAAUCCUAGUUAAAAAUUGCAAUAUAAUUUGCUUAUUUUCAUUGGGAAUUUCAUAUUAAAAGCAUAAUAAUUUAACUAUACUAAAAUCCAUUUAUUCUGGUGUUCCUUUUCCAACAGUGACAGGCCAAACACUUCUAGAAGAUUAAGCAAGACCUGAAGGGAAUAGCUGUCCCAAUUGAUUUUUAGCUCAUGUUAUUCUGAGUUGUACUGUGACUGUACGUGGAAUUUUCAGUUAGCAAGUACAGCUAAUGACUGUUGCAAAACCUAUAUUCUAGGAAUGGUCUAAUUCUUCUCUCUUAAAACAGGCUCAGCUAGUCACCAUUAUGUCUCAUAGCAGUGAAUCUCAUGGUGUGCUCAGAAUAAUAGAGAUAAAACUUGCAGGAUUAUAGGUUGCUGCUGAUAACCUCAAAGGCAUAAUUUGUUUAUAGGAGUUUUACUGAUCAACUGCGCAAAAUCUCCAAGGAUGCAGGGAUGCCAAUCCAGGGCCAACCGUGUUUCUGUAAAUAUGCACAGGGUGCCGACAGUGUGGAGCCCAUGUUCAAACACUUGAAGUUGACUUAUGUUGGGCUUCAGCUAAUUGUAGUGAUUCUCCCUGGAAAGACACCAGUCUAUGGUAAGAAAGAUGAAACUUAAUAUAACCUUGCAGUUCCAACAAAAAUAUUUGUGACCAAAGUGCACACAUGAUAUAUUUGGCAUCGCCUUUUCCUCCUUCCUAUGCAACACAGUGAGGUCCCCCCCGCUCCCCAAAAUAAAUCCACUCACUCACUAAGCAGGUUAUCCAGUUCACUUAGCCACUGAUGGUGGGCGAGAUCGAGCAUAUUAGCUAAGAUUGUCUGAAGUAAUAUGGCAAAUGUUUAUUGAAUACAUAAAUUGUUCAGACUGUGGCAGGAAUCCACCCAGCACUCAUGGGAUUCCAUGGCAUGCUCUCUUAAAGUAAUCAAAUGAAUUUUUUAGCAUUUGGCAUGAUAAAAGUCUGUAAUUUUUUCAGGACAAGUUAUUCGUUGUUUACUGUUGUAACAAUUGUUUUCUCAAAAUUUAUCUUCUGUACCAUGAAAAUAAAAGGUUUUUUGUUUUUUUUAAAAGAUUAUCUGAAGUAAAUUCUUGCUUUCCCUUACAGCUGAAGUCAAACGUGUUGGGGAUACUCUGUUAGGAAUGGCCACCCAGUGUGUUCAGGUGAAAAACGUGGUGAAAACCUCUCCACAGACGCUGUCCAACUUAUGUCUGAAGAUCAAUGCAAAACUUGGUGGAAUAAACAACGUGCUUGUACCACAUCAAAGGUCAGAUUAAACUUAAUACCCUUAGGAAUCUAAUGCAGCAGGCACUCUGGUUGAUAUUGGUUGAGAAGCAAAGUGAGACGUGGUUGUUUAGAAUGGCUUCUAUUUGUAAUGCACAGCGUCAACAUCUUUCCAGUAAAACUUACUCUAUAUAGUAAUAUGCAAAUUCUUGACAAGCCUAAAAUCUCACUUUUGGUCCUAAUAGGGACGCAUCCAGAUGCCAGUAAAAUAUUUUCUGUGUUUUUUACAUGUGCGCUUCUGUCAUUGUUUGAACAAGAUAGCACUGUGUACAGUUAAUACGAUACAGUUUUCCGUAUUACAACCCACUUUAUUUAGAUGCUGUUGCGACAUAGGGGGCAGCAUUAAAACAACUUUACUAGAAUUCCUGUUAAAGCCAUCAUAGAUGUUGAGACCCAACCAUUUGACAUGCUUGGUACUGGGAAAUUUUUUAUCUUUCUGUCCUAAUUUUGUAAUUGUGUUUUCUUUUAAUUUUAUUUGACUGUGUGCUGCUCUGAGUGUGUUACUCUCGCUCCACUAUCCACAAAAUAGCUCCAGAGAGUUCGGAAAAUUCCCAUAAUAGAUUUGGUUGGUGCAAGUGUGGCAUAGAGUAGGAAAAUGCUCAGUUGCCUCCAAUACAAUGAAUGUUUGCUCAUUUUUGCCAUUGAUUAAUAAAUUGCAUUAAUGUGAUUUUGUGAAAUUAGGAUGUUUAUCGGUGCCUCAAUUUAAUUAGGCCAAACUAGCAUGAGGUCAUAAAGCAGUAUUUUAAUGACUGGAGGCUCUUCCAAUAGGGCUGCUGACAUUCCCAAUGAGAAUGCCAAGCAGUUCUUUAACCCUCCCUGCCUCUGCCCCGAGAAAAAUCUCAAAAGGACACACACACUUUCCUCUCCCACAUAUAUUUUAUACUUUGAUAAAGUUACAGUGGCUUGCAGAGGCAUUUGUCAGUUUCAUGUUCUCUGACCAAUCAUUCUCUGUAACACUCAGCCAGUCCUAACCUAAAAGGAUCGCUAUAGUUAGAGAUGUGAAGGCCUGAAGAAAAAACUGAAAUAGAACAACUGCUCCCAUUGUCCAAUAACUGGAAAACAAAACAACAGGAAAAAAUUGGGAAGAUGAGGAUUUUCCCCCCUUUUACAGGGCCUAUCCCAUGCCUUCAUAUGUCUAGCUAUGGCAAUAAUGGCCCCUCACAUGUGUCUCUGGGAAGAAAAGCCACUGACAUUAAGAUAUUUGAACAUUUGGAUUAUUGAGUAUUAGGAGAACUGCUGGCUUUUCAGCCCCUGAAAGGGCUCUCUCUCCUUUUGUUGUUUUGAGGGCUGUUCAGCAGCCACUGGAUUAGGAAGGACUGCCUGAAAACCUUGAAGAACAGCCUAGCACUAUGAGCAUGUUCAGAGCUCUUUCCUUGAAGCCCAGACCCUCCUCAUAACUUUUAGCAUCUUCUGUAAUUACAGAAGGAAGAGGGAGUGUUUUGAGGAGCUGUUUGUUUGUUUUGUUAUGUGGUAUUGCUGAGAGAAAAAGAGGGCAAGCAACAGUGGAGACCGCAUGUAUAAUAAAUAAAUAAAUAAAUAAAUAAAUAAAUAGCUAUCUAUUUUUGCUUGAUUGUUUUGCAUUUAUUUUUGUGAAAUGGAUUGGGAGGAGAAAUGGUGGAUGGCUUGUGUAGCUGCAAACUCUGUAUUAACCAUUUCCCUGCAUUCACUCAUUAAAAGCUGCAGCAGCUGCUGGGUGGGGCAGGGCGGCUUGUCUGAGCCACGUGCAGUUCCAGAGCCUUUCCAGAAAAGGUGUGUAGAUCAGCUUCCAAUAAGUGCCCCCAGAAUAUCUUGAUUGCAGAAUGGAAGAAAAUGUGGGUGCUAUGAAUUGUUUCUCGCUUGCUUGUGAGCUUAUCAGUUAAUUUCUAAAACGAAAAGUUUGGGCUCUGUGCCUGUCCGGAUGUCACACUGACUGACUGCACAUCCUUCCCCAAACCUGAAAGGUAUUUCUCCCUAAUUUCAGACAUAAGAGGCUGAUAGUGAUUGUUCUGAUGCGAUGUGCUCUGCACAUGAGACAUUAUUACUUCACAUUUUCAGGGCUCGGCUAUACUGAUCAAAUGAAUCAAUAUUUUUUGUCUAUUGGUUGAAAUACCUCAUUCUUUUCAUUUAGAGAAAAAAGGUGUUUUGAAUAAUGAAAAGCUAAAUUUUGGCAGGGGGGGACUGCAUGCAACUGAAAGCAAGUGUUUCUCACAUUUUAGAAGUUUUGGUUUCAUGGCAAUAGAUGUAUAGAUGUACUCAAUACAUAAAUAAAUAAAAAAUCUAAUUUCUAAAUAAAAGGUACAGAGUCUUUCUUGUCUGAAAAUCAUAGUUGGGCCCUCUUACAUGAAACCUCUUCCCCUGUCCAUAGAUGUGCAGAAUAAUUUUUGGCUCUCAGCACAAUUGUAAUGACAUGCUUUCCUUAAAUAAGUGCUGUGCAAGUCCUAUUGUGAUGAAAACAGCAAGGUUAAGAGUUGUAGCCCUACCAAGUCAAAAUGUUACCAGGCUCCACUGACUGUAAAUUUUCUUAAUUUGAUGCUAAUUCUAAAUCUUUGGUUCUAAUUUAAAUAUGUAUAGAUCAGGAGUAGGCAAUCUUAGGCCUGGGGGCUGGAUGUGGCCCAAUCGCCUUCUCAAUCCGGCCUGCGGACGGUCCGGGAAUCAGUGUGUUUUUACAUGAGUAGAAUGUGUCCUUUUAUUUAAAAUGCAUCUCUGGGUUUUUUGUGGGGCCUGCCUGGUAUUUUUACAUGAGUAGAAUGCGUGCUUUUAUAUGAAAUGCAUCUUGGGGUUAUUUGUGGGGCAUAGGAACAUGGUCAGAGGGACAGUGGACCGGCUCAUGGCUGAAAAAGGUUGCUGACCCCCCUGGUAUAGAUAGUGGGGGCGUGGGGGCACAGUGUGUGGUUUGCACCAGGUGCAGUUAUGGUUAGUUACAGCAUUGUCUAUGGGAGCAGCAGAAUGUUCAGUCCUUGUGGUACUCUGCCCAUCUGACAGUGUACAUUAGUGCAUAAAUUAAAAGUCAAAAGACAGGUGAAGGGAACGUGAUAAUGCAUCCCAUUUCUUGAUUUCCAGUGUAAUCUCACCCCCCCCCCUUUUCAAUUGAACAGGCCCUCUGUAUUCCAGCAGCCAGUGAUCUUUCUGGGAGCAGAUGUCACACAUCCGCCUGCUGGGGAUGGGAAGAAGCCUUCCAUCGCUGCUGUCGUAGGCAGCAUGGACGGCCACCCUAGCCGCUACUGUGCUACUGUGCGAGUACAGACUUCCCGCCAGGAAACUUCCCAAGAGCUGCUGUACAGCCAGGAAGUGAUUCAGGACCUGACCAACAUGGUGCGAGAACUGCUGAUCCAGUUCUAUAAGUCCACCCGCUUCAAGCCCACGCGGAUCAUCUACUAUAGGGGAGGUGUGUCAGAAGGGCAGAUGAAACAGGUAUUCGUCUCAAGCUCCUUAUAUGUUGCAUGGAGGUUUAGCUUUCCAAACCUAGGAAGAUCCAGGAGACUCCUUUUCUGGACAGAGAAGUUUGUGCCAUGAGGUUGCAUGAAGCGGAAGCCUGUCCUAAAAAGCAUUUAGUUCAUAAGCUUUAUUAUCCAAUUUUGAGAUCCACUAUUAGUAUCACAUGCAUGCUGGGCCACUGCAGUUACUUUUGAGAUCCGAUGCAUCCACAGACCAAUAGCCUGUUGGUUCAUGUUACAUACUCCACCCCACCCCCUUGCAGACAUGCUACUCUGUAUAGGUAUAGGUAAACAUGGCAGUGGUUAAAAAGGGUAGCAUAUAAGUUGAAUAAAUAAUAACAGUACUGUAGGCAGUUAUUGUUUUUGUUUGGUAUUACAGUAUAUAUUUUUGUGUUUUUAUACUGUAAACUGCGCUGUGAUCUUUGGUUGAAGGACAGUUUAGAAGUUUAAUAAAAAAUAAAGAAAUAAUAAGAUAAAACAAAUCUGUGACUCAGUACACCCUUUUAUGCAGAAAGUCUCAUGUUCAAUCCCUGGUGUCUCCAGUUAGAGCUGGGAAUGAGAAUGUCCCCUAUCAGACACCCCAGAGAGCCUCUGCUAGUUUGUGAAGACAGUACUGAGCUAGAUGGACUCUGUAUAAGGCAGUUUAGUAUGAAAAAUGACGCCUUCUUGGCGACUGCUUUGCAUUUUUAUAGAGUAGCAACUAUCGCAAGUAACUAUGCCGUGUCUCCCACCCCCAAAGAGUGGUUGUAUUGUAAAAUCCACACACAGUGACUGAACCAUAUUCUAACAUGUUUUUGUUUAAAUUUCUAGCCUGUCUCUCCAGCAAAUUGUUUUUUGUGUGAUGUGUGUAAUUGUCAUUUAAAUUUUAGAACCUUAUACAUUCUAGUCCCUUACACAUUUGUUAAUGAUAAGGAAGAGGGUGUUUAAUCUUCAGAAAGAGAAAUUGCCUUUUCCUUUGGGUGUGGAAACUUGGUACUACCUGAAAUGACUGAACCCUGUCCUAAUGUGUUAGUUAAGCUUCCUCCUUACUCAUUGUUUGCUGAAAGAGUAGGCUGGCUGGCAGCCUCCAAAUCUGAGCCUCUUAUAUUUUACUAAAAGUAUUUCUUCAUCCUCAGCUUGAAUUGGCAUUUAAGUUGAAAUCUUACAGUGCCAAUGGAAUCUGGCCCUUUAUUCAGGUAGGUAGCCGUGUUGGUCUGAUGAAGUCGAAAUAAAUUAAAAAAUUGUCCAGUAGCACCUUAGAGACCAACUAAGUUUGUUCUGGGUAAAAGCUUUUGUGCGCAUACACACUUCUUCAUAUACACAGUGUGCAUGCACACGAAAGCUUAUACCCAGAACAAACUUAGUUGGUCUCGUAAGGUGCUACUGGACAAUUUUUUUUAUUUUUGUUACUUAUUUUACUGGUCCUUUAUGUAAGGAGUUGGAUGUAUUGGAUAAAUACAAUAAAAAUAAUGACCUUGUGCAAUCCAGAUAAGUAGCUGAUGUCAAGCACUUAAAUUUUCUAGGUGGCCUGGCCAGAACUCAUUGCAAUCCGGAAGGCCUGCAUCAGUUUGGAAGAAGACUACAGACCAGGAAUCACCUACAUAGUUGUUCAGAAAAGGCAUCACACAAGGCUGUUCUGUGCUGACAAAUCUGAAAGGGUAGGCAAUGCUUCCUUUGGAAUGACGAGGCAUCUCAUUAGACCACAUCUUGUUCCGGGGUGCUAAAAAUCUCUUGAUGGAAAGAGGCGAUGUAUUAGCACAUUUCAUAAUGUUAUUCAUUGCCUGUUUGCAAAGUGAAGUUGGAAAAAAAACAUAGAGCAGGGGUAUAAAUUAAAUUAUUAAUAAUAAAAUAAAUAAUGUCAAUCAGCCAGACAAAGGAUGACUUGAGAAGGGUGCUUAAUUUCUUAAGGUAUAAUUUGUAACUAUAUGCUCAGAUGCACAGGAUACCAAAGUAAGCACCUGGACUCAGGUUCAGAAUAACACUGAAAGUGCUUCUUUUGGCAUUCUGCAAGUCUGCUGUCAGUAGCAUAGCAACUCUUAAGCUGUAGGGCAAUGUGGUAUAGCUGUAAGACAGGCAGCAUUUCUUCCUGAACUUCAAAGCUUAAAACUUUGAAAAUGGUGUAAAGAAUAAAUUAUAAACUGAGGGUAUCCAAAAGCCAAAAAGAGUAGUACAGUGGUACCUCGGGUUAAGUACUUAAUUUGUUCCGGAGUUCCGUUCUUAACCUGAAACGGUUCUUAACCUGAAGCACCACUUUAGCUAAUGGGAUCUCCUUCUGCCACCGCUCCGCCAGAGCACGAUUUCUGUUCUUAUCCUGAAGCAAAGUUCUUAACCUGAAGCACUAUUUCUAGGUUAGCGGAGUCUGUAACCUGAAGCGUAUGUAACCCGAGGUACCACUGUAAAUACAGUCAUACAUCGGGUUGAAUGUGCUUCGGGUUGAGCACGUUGGAGUUGCGCUCCACGGCAACCCGGAAGUAACGGACCGCGUUACUUCCGGGUUUCGCUGCUUGCCAUUCGCAUCCUGAAGUACCACUGUACAGUAUAUUUCAUCUAUAGCUUGCCUUUCCCCCAAGGUGUUCAAGACAACAUACCUGACUUUGCCAUUUUUAUCACAACAAAAGUAGCUGCAAUAGGGCAGUUGUAUACUUCAGGUUUUAUUGUUACUACAAAACUAUGCUUAAUGUUGCUUUAAAUCCAGUUAGACAUAACUGAUACAUUAUACAAAGCUGAAGAAAAAGGUGGAAGGCAAAUUUUAAAGUGUGUGACACUGAUAAGUGGCCAAGAAGGUAACAACUGGUUGGUUGAAUGGCAUUGAACUGUAUUUUGCUACAUAUGCAAAUAUUAAGGCACUCAUUGAUGUAUCUAAUAGGUGGGGAAAAGUGGCAAUGUUCCAGCAGGCACAACUGUGGACAGCACAAUCACACAUCCCUCUGAAUUCGACUUCUACCUCUGUAGCCAUGCAGGAAUUCAGGUAAUCUGCAGCUUUGGUUAUGAUAAUAUUUUGAUGGUUCAUUUACUUUUAUAUGCAUUGGGACUGGCCUAGAGCAGCUUCAUUUAAGCCAUUAAAAUGUGUGCUAGAGGGGAGAAUGCAUGAAUACAAUGGGCCCACAACAUUUGUGCCUCUUAGUCAGUGGAACAGUCCCUUCUACCUUUGUCGUUAGUGAUAUUCAACCUUGCUAAAACCUGUGUAUCUCAGAGAAAUGGGGAAGCAUCUGGAAAAGAAGAGGGAUAAACAGGGUUAUUAAUUCCCAAGAUGUAAUUUACCCUUGGAGAAAGAGAGAAGGGACUUUCUGACAGGUGCCCAGUCAUUCAUCUUUUGUUACACAUCUUCUAAAAUAAAAAUAGUGGAUUUCCUGGCCUUCUCUUCCUGCAGGGAACUAGCCGUCCUUCUCACUACCAGGUCUUGUGGGAUGACAACUGUUUCACUGCUGAUGAAUUGCAGUUACUGACAUACCAGCUGUGUCACACUUACGUCAGGUGUACACGGUCUGUCUCGAUCCCUGCUCCUGCAUACUAUGCCAGGCUGGUAGCAUUUAGGGCAAGAUACCAUCUUGUGGACAAAGAUCAUGACAGGUGAGUAGUCGAGGGGUUAGGGUUAGGGUGCAUGCUUCUGUUCCAUGGACCACUAGGCCAGGAAGGGAUGGUGAACUUUAUUCAGCCCAAGGACCAUAUUCCCUUACUUAAAGGCAAUCAGUGGCUGGAAACUCCUUACUCUGCGGUAGACUGUGGGCUUGUAUUCAGUGUGAGUGUCAAAGAAUGCAUACCCCAUUUAGCGCUGUGUUGAAUUCCACCGUAAGGUUUUGCUGUUGGUGUACAAAGCCCUGAACAACCUGGGACCGGGUUACUUGAGAACCUGCCUUGGACCUUACAGUCCUGCUCAGUUGCUCAGGCUCUCUUAAUCAUGCUAGAUGCCCCUGAAAUUCAUCCUGCUUGUGGGUUUCCCACGGGGAUCUGGUUAACCACUGUGAAAACAGGAUGCUGGACUAGAUGGACCUUUGGUCUCUGAGCUCAGCGACAAGACUCUUCUCGCAUUCAUCUUGCAGCCACUGAGAGUAGGGCCUCUAGUGCAGCAGCAUUUACUAGGUGGGAUACCCUGUUCCUUGCAACAGAUUGUUCACCAACGGCAUUCUGGUUUUGGUGGCCUUUUCUUGUACUCCGAGCCUUCAUAGAGCAGCUGUUUGCAUGCAUUUAUUGUCUUCUACUUGCCAUUGUGAAGUUUGAAAUCUUUGUAUGUUUGUUUGUUUGUUUUUGGUGUUGCUGGCACUUUUUGCCUUUUAUCCUCCUGUGUACUGCUUUUCAGUUUGGGGGAUGUUGUGAUUUAUAAAUAUUUUUUAAAAAAAAAAUAAAGAAAAUGUUGACUGAUUGAGACAGCGUUGCCUUACUAAAUCUUUUCUGUCUCCCUCCCCCCGCAGCGCUGAAGGCAGCCACGUUUCAGGACAGAGCAACGGGCGUGAUCCUCAGGCGCUAGCCAAGGCAGUGCAGAUCCAUCAUGACACCCAGCACACAAUGUAUUUUGCCUGAUAAGAAUCUGAGAGUCUGAGGCAGAAGCAGUAGCCCAGUUGGGCGGGCCACCAACCCCUGGUGGUUAGGGCUCAUUUUUAUUUCAGGCUGUCCACCACCAGCAGCUUGGGACAGUUGCACUGAAUUGACGCAGCAACAUCCGAUGCAGGCGCAAUUGAGCCAUUUUUAUUUUGUGAUUUUCAGUAAAUAGGAAUUUCAUAGACAGUCUUUGCAUUGGACUGAAUUUUUACCUCAAAGCGCAAAAGGCUGAUCCUCGUAAAAAGAAAUUUUUAAAGGACUUGGCACGAAAGGUUUUUAUUGAAAUAUUUUGCUAAUCAAUUUUAAGUUACCUCCUUGUCCCCCCGUCCCCCCCAUUAAGCUUAUCAAGAAGCUGAAUUCCUCCUGGGCUUCUUCAUACUGCUUAGUGAGUCUCCAGAUAUGGCAAAACAUCUUAUUCCACUGUUCUUCUGUGUGGGGCCAUAUAGACUUUAUAAAUGGAAUUUUUACUGUAAACACCUUUCAGCAACUAUUACUUUUCUGAGGUAUUGCUGUUUGUUUGUUUCUUUCGCUUUGUUGUUAAGUUUUACUAGUCUUUUUGUAAAUCUCUCUGCAGUCGUGGGCUGCAGAACAAUUGCACUAUAACUGCGAAUUCAACUUGGUGGUUCUUGUUCUGUGAAUGUGUAACAUAAGCGGAUAGCAAUGCCCUCUGGCAGGUCUAGUAAAAUCAUAAUGGUUACACACAACUGCCACUGUCUGGUUCAGAAUGCUGAACUGCUUCCCCCUCUAAAAAGUAUGUGACUAAGUUCUAAAAGAUUAGUUUUAGGUAUUUUUCAGACAUGACGAAAGUGCCCAUUUUAUGCUGCUGUGUUUGAUGAAUUGAGGUCAUUUUUAAUACUCUUUUUCAUAGAAGGUUUUAACUUUGGCAAUAAUUUUUUUUUAAUACCCUGGCAGUAACUUUUCUAGCUGAAUACUUUACAUGAGUUACAGCCAACAUUCUUGUGUAGAUUGACUUGACUUUGCUGAAGAGGAAAUUUGUUCUUAAAUGGAUCAGAAAAGGCUCCCUUCAUGCUUUUUACAAAUGAUUAUUUUUAACUGUUUUAUAUUCACCAUUGGUCUGUCUAGCCCCUUUUUAUAAGCUUGGAAAGUGGGUGUUCCAUAUAUAGGAAAGGCUUUGCCAAUAUGUACAGUUGUGUAUAGUGUGACAGUAGCAAUCGAAGACUUUUACCAGCAUUUUAAAACUUUUGUUUCUCUGAGAGUUUAGGUUGCCCGCAUGUACAGCAACAUUCGCUAGCAUGUGUGAAGUGUACAUUUCAAUGUUGAUCUUGACCCAUUUCUAUAAAUUAGAACUCUUAUUUGCUUGGUUCUCUUCCACUAAAAUGUGUAAUGCAAAAAGCGGGGGUGGGGUGGGGCACCUGCAGACCAUAGUAGUGCUGCCUUGAGACUAGCUUGUGAGUGUUAGCGCAAUAUGCUUUAAAUUCCUAGUUUUUAACUGAGAUGAUGCCACUGUGAAAGAUUGGGAUUUUGCCAAUAAUUGCACUCUAGUCUCUGAUGUGAGCAGGUGGUGUUGCAGAGUCAUGUGACCUUGUGAACGUUUGGAUCCAGACCUCAAGGUCAGCAAUAUGCUAUGUGGUUUAGAUUUUUCCUUCAGUCUUUUGAAAUAGAGCUUGUAGAUACUUGGAAAGUUUACAUUUCUAAAUACUGUCAGUCAGCUGUAUCAAAAUACACUUGACAUUAGUCUUCUGAAAGCAGUUUUUGUAAGCUCCUCUUAGAAAUCUCUCUCUUUCUCCUUCCCCCUCUCCCCCCCCCCCUUGUGGGUUCUAGCUUAUAAAAUUUUAUUCCCCCCCCCCCCAAACAGGAGCGAAGCAAACUCUGCUCUGACGCAUAGUGUGGCCAGGCUUAGAUACUAGAUUUAUUUAAACGUAUUUAAGUCUUUCGUUUUCUUUUCCCCUUAAGAAUACCUCACUUGUGUAAUAAAUAUCAGGACAUGUGGGGAGGAAGAGUGCUGCUUCAGUUGGUCUGCUGCUUUUCUUUUCUUUUUUUAAAAUACCUGUUCAGGGAGAAAAUGCAAGAAUCGAACUCCUGCUGGCCAACAAAUGGAGAACUAAGGCACCUUGAAGCGAGUAAGCACCUGUGUUAGUGUGUAGCAUGGUUUCGGUUUUUUUGCACUAGGUAAGGACGUGAAUUCGGAUAGAGGGAGAGAGUACGUCAAGAAGAAAAACGUAUAUUGUAACAUCAUCAGGCAGGUAGCUUUUCCUAGCGCCAAGCACACCUAGUGCAUGUGGAGCAGAGAGAUUCUCUGUCUGCAGGUAAGUCUGACUCUCUUGGACAUCAGAGUCAAGCAACAUGUUAAGUAUACUUAAAAAGCAAAAACAAAAACCAACUCUUUCCUUAUAAACAACAGUUUGAGUUUCUGGAUUAGGACUGGCGUGGUGGGGUUACUGUGCAGAGUGAUAGAAAAAGGCACCAUAUUUAAUAAGCACUGAUUUCUAGCUGCUGAUGAAGAAUCAGUAACACAUUUUAUAUAUGACACCAGGUCAGGAAAAGGUAGGCAUGGUUUGCCCAAACCAGCCCGGAAAGCAUAAUUGGGCCUGUGGGCCAAAAGUUCCCUACUUCCUCAUGCCAUUGUCACCAAAGGCAAAUCUGGAUCCCACCCUUCUGACACACCCACCCCUUCUUUGGCUGCAUUUGCUAAAGAAAGAAAGUGACCAGUUGAAAGCAUGCUUUUUUAUUACUAAAUGGGUGCUCAACAUAACUUGCAGUUUUGUCCAGAACUGCGUAGGCAGGAAUCUGAACUUGCCCUGGAAAGGGCUUUUCUGACUCACUCGCUCAUCAUAAAAUAGGCAGGACUAGAUGAAAUUAUCUUUUUUGUCUUCUAUCAAAGGAAAGCAAAACCCUGUUCUAAUCAUUAUAUCUUUCUUAUGUAUUACAGACCGCAGCUAUCUUUUGAAGUCUUCUGUAUUUAAAAAUUAUAUAUAUAUAUAUAUAUAUAAGCGGGAUUCUUUUUAAUGCAUUAAUGUCACAAAAAAUUAUCAUCCAAAAAUGUCUGAGCUUUUUUUUGCCAACUUUUGCACUUUCUUGGAAUUUUUCAUGAAUUUUCCUUUAAUUUUUGCCCCUGUUGGAAUUUUUUUCUGUGCAAGAAAAUGUUCAGUUAACUCUCUGUUGCUGAAGAGUGUGAUGAUGUCUUUUGGGGUGGGAGUGCUUAAAAGCUGAGGAUUUAUCCAAGGGGCUGUACGGGUGGCAACAGUAGCAAAAAAGAUCUUCGGAACUAAUGACUGCAAGAUCCAGAUGCAGCAACGCUGUUGUGUGGCAGAAUCUCUUGACUCUGCUCAUCUGAACUAACCUCACCCCCACCCUGAAAACGGGAUGAACUGAAUUGUUAUGCAUGUGUCAAUCAAUGGGAAGACGUGCAUUCUGUAGCUGUAGGUUGUUAUGGUGUUUGGUUUUUUUAUGCUUUAUCCUUUUGUUUAAAGCCUGUUGGCUAUUGUUUAGCUAUAUGUUGUGAAAGAUUCUCAAAUGUAGCAAAUUUGGACUGGGGUGGGGGGAAGGGGAAAUUUUUUAGGAGCAAAAGGUGUUUAUAGAGCCAACCAAAACACCAUGCUCUUUUUGCUUUCCCCCUAUCCUGUUCUGCUUGUUGUGAGCACUUAAAUUUGAAAAGAGGCUCUGAAAAUCUUUUGUUCUGUAGCGGAUUUGAGGUGCAGGCUGGGGUUGCUUGCUCUUUGCUUGAGGGCUGUUUAAAGAUGACACCCAAAGAGGCAUAAUCAAGGGAUGCAAAAGAGAUGUUCCAUGCAGUAUGUAUCAGUAUCAUUUAGAAGUCCCCCCCCCCCGCCCUCACCCCAUUCUGCCCCACAUGACCCUUAUAUCAAAAGCCUUUAUCCACCUGUUGGGGACAAGGCCAUUCUGACAGGUUAGCAAACCUCCAACCCCAACCUCCCGCCCCCCACUCCCAAAAAACUACCCUUGUGGAUGUGUUGUAGAUCUUUUUACCCCCUUCUUGCUCAAUAGCAAGGCAGUCGCUCUGCUUUCAUUUUAGGAAAGUAGAGCUUGGAGGGCAUUGUAUCAAUACUGUUUGAACUGCAAGGUUUUUUCCCUUGUGCAAUUUGAGGAAAGAUCAUAUGUGAAUAUCACUUAAGAGUUUCUUUAUACCUUGCUAUUGACACAUUUUGGUGAUAUUUCUGUCUAGAGCCUGAAACAUGUAUGUAAAACUUGUUUGCAUUUGUUCAUUUUUGACUUCUGAUGUAUUUUUUUGUUUUGUUUCUAUAUUGUUAGACUUGUAAUGUUUUAAAUUGUAUUUUAUUAAAAUUGGACUGGAUGUAUGUCUAUAGCAAUACGAGGUACUUUUUUCUUUUAAAAAAACAAACACAACCCCUGUUGGUGGGGAAGGUAGGCUAAUAGCCUUCCUAUUGCGAUAAUAUGCUGGCUGUGUAUAACUGCAAUGUAUUUUUUUCUCUCUCUUUUUUUUUUAGCCUGCAGGGAUUUUGUGUUCAUGUGUCCAAAAAAAUAAAUAAAGGCAUUUGGGUGCCAAAUGUUCUUUUC